UAGUUCCAUUUAUAUUUUACCAGCUCACGAACGAAUGCGAAUAUGCGCAUAAAAUAAUAGUGCAAAAAAUAGAAACAAAACCAUAAAAGAACAUUUGCAAAAUGUCUGUGCUGCGUUUUCUAGUAACACGACAGGCGCUGGCAACGCUAACAAAGCGUUCAAUAGUGCCGGCGCUACAAAGCUGUCGCCCAAUAACAUCCUUGGUCAACAACUACAACAGCUACACACCGAUUUUCGCAGCAAAAGCAAAUGGAAUUGCGACACAAACGCAAUGGCAACAACAACAACAAACGCGCGGUCACAAGCGUUUUGGCCAUGGCAAGGAGCACACACCUCGGAUAACCAAAUAUUUUCAUUUUAUGGUGCUCAGCUUAUUUGUCAUCUCUGUGCUGGACUGGGGCAAAGUAAAACGCUUGCUCGUGCCGAAAGUGGACGCCGAUGCGGGUCAGCGUCCAUCUGAUGCUGCCGGCGUGAAUGGCGAAAGCCGCUCUGACAGCGACAGUGAUGAGUCGGACGACGAUGACGCCCGCCUGAAUCCGCACGAUGGCAAAAAAAUUAAGGAAAAAGUUGGUUUUCGCGAGCGCAAGAUCAUUGAGUAUGAGAAUCGCAUCAGGCAAUUCUCGACGCCAGACAAAGUAUUUCGUUACUUUGCUACCAUCCAAGUGCCGGUCGCCGAUGAUCGCCAUGAGGUCUACAUGACACCAACCGAUUUUUUGACUAGCAUGACGCCAGGCAUGAAACAACCAGAUGGCUUGGGUCUAGAUCAGUAUCGACGCUAUGAUCCCAAGUCCGUGGGAGAGCAGUUGAAUUUGCAACUGGAAAAGAACAGCAUAUUCUAUAAGCUGGGUUCCUAUGGCCUCAUCACCUUCUCCGAUUAUAUCUUUCUGCUCACCGUACUCUCCAUUUCGCGUCGUCACUUUGAGAUUGCUUUUCGGAUGUUCGAUUUAAAUGGCGAUGGUGACGUGGAUUGCGAGGAGUUCGAGAUGGUUGCCACUCUGGUACGUCAGCAGACGAGCAUGGGCACUCGGCAUCGGGAUCAUGCGAAUACCGGAAAUACUUUCAAGUCCUUGAAGGGUGUUAACUCAGCCUUGAUAACGUAUUUCUUUGGUCCAAACAUGGACGAGAAGCUGACGAUUGAAAAGUUCUUGGACUUUCAAGAGCAGCUGCAACGCGAAAUACUUUCGCUCGAAUUUGAACGCAAGGAGCCCAACAUGGACGGCAAUAUAACUGAGGCAGACUUUGCCGAGCUGCUGCUCGCCUAUGCGGGUUAUCCGCCCAAAAAGAAGCAGAAGAAGCUGAAGCGUGUCAAACGACGCUUUCGCGAUCAUGGCACGGGCAUAUCCAAGCAGGAUUAUCUCGACUUUUUCCACUUCCUUAACAAUAUCAACGAUGUGGAUACGGCGCUGACUUUCUACCACAUUGCGGGCGCCUCAAUUGAUCAGCAAACGCUGCAGCAUGUGGCCAAGACGGUGGCCCUGGUCAACCUGACCGAUCACGUAGUGGAUGUGGUCUUCACUAUAUUCGAUGAAAACAACGAUAACCAGCUGAGCAACAAAGAAUUUAUUUCGGUCAUGAAGAAUCGCGUGCAACGCGGCCUGGAAAAGCCCAAGGACACGGGUUUCCUGAAAAUGAUGCGUUCGGUGUUCAAAUGUGCCAAGGAAACCAAGCCCGUACUUUUGGAUAUUUAAUUAUCUGUCAGUUACUUGCUUAACGUGGAUUCUCGUUUGUUCAGUGUUCAAAACGCACUUCUUAGUCAUUUUACCUGCGCUUGCUUCAAUUUAUUUUUAAGUAAACUUUACUUUAAACGCUUUAGCGCAGUUCUUAACUAACUUUUG
Drosophila hydei is the source of this 1835-nucleotide messenger RNA. RefSeq names its product calcium uptake protein 1 homolog, mitochondrial (gene MICU1). NCBI's taxonomy places the organism in Eukaryota, Metazoa, Arthropoda, Insecta, Diptera, Drosophilidae. Gene Ontology annotation, molecular function: calcium ion binding. The record is from RefSeq and is a predicted model, not a curated record. Gene Ontology annotation, cellular component: uniplex complex. Bases 102 to 1688 code for a protein of 528 amino acids. Gene Ontology annotation, biological process: mitochondrial calcium ion homeostasis; calcium import into the mitochondrion. The transcript is spliced from 9 exons.